This is a messenger RNA of Spinacia oleracea (spinach), 1182 nucleotides long. Its product is annotated as protein FAR1-RELATED SEQUENCE 5-like. Lineage: Eukaryota; Viridiplantae; Streptophyta; Magnoliopsida; Caryophyllales; Amaranthaceae. The transcript is spliced from 3 exons. The record is from RefSeq and is a predicted model, not a curated record. Bases 1 to 1182 code for a protein of 393 amino acids.
AUGACAGAACCUAAAAAAGAAGCUAUUGAGGCAAUGUCGGAAUGUGGUCUAAGACCAAUGGAGUCUUAUAGGUAUAUGUCAAAAGAAACUGGCGGAGAAGACUGUGUAGGUCAUACGAUGAUUGAUCAUCUAAACUACUGCUACAAGUUAAAAAUGAAGCAAAUUGAUGGCAAGGAUUCACAAACACUAGUGAACAAACUUUAUGACAUACAAUCAAUAGAUCCCGAGUUCUUUUUCAGAGUAAGACUCAAUGCUGAAGGAAAAGUUGAGUGCCUAUUUUGGAGUGAUUCUAUGAUGAGAGAAGAUUACAAAAUAUAUGGAGAUGUUCUAGUUUUUGAUACUACAUUCAGAACCAAUAAGUACAAUCUCAUAUGUGCUCCAUUUGUUGGUAUCAAUAACCAUUGGAAAAACACAAUGUUUGCUUGUGCUUUCAUUGGGGAUGAAACCACAGAAUCUUUUGUUUGGGUGUUUGAAACUUUUUUGAAGGCUAUGGGAGGAAAGCACCCUAUAUCAAUUUUCACUGAUCAAGAUGCAGCUAUUGCUGUUGGAAUAGAACAGGUUUUUCCUUCUUCAAGACACGGGUUAUGCUUGUGGCACUUGAGUAAAAAUGCAAACAGUAGGUUUGGUUUAUUGAAGUCUGAUAAAAACUUCAAAAACGCAUUCUACAAGUGUAUAAGUGGGUGUAUAACACCAAAUGAUUUUGAAGAAACUUGGAAAUCUAUGAUCAACACUUUUAAGCUGGAAAAAGAUGACUGGUUCAACAGAUUGUAUGGUCUUAAAGAAAAAUGGUGUACAGCUUUAAGUAAAGAUUUUUUUUCUGCCGGUAUACUUUCUUCACAAAGAAGUGAAAGUACAAACCAUGCUGUUGGAUUUAAAGCAAAUAAAAGGACAACAUUAACAGAGUUCUAUAGUAUUUUUCAAGCUACAAUAAAUCGAUGGAGAAAAACCGAAGAAAAAGACGACUUUGACUGUACAAGGGGAAUACCUACUUCAGAGCUAAGUAUGAGUGCUAUAUUAAAACAGGCAGCAAAUGUAUACACGAUAACACUUUUCCCUGAUUUUGAAGAAGAGUUCAAGCUUUCUGUGGCAAGCAGUACAAUGUUCAAGGGAAGUGUUGGAAGAACAGUGUUUUUUGAAGUGUGGAUAGAAGGAAUAACAGGAUCAAGGCAAGAAGUUCAAUAG